UACAACUAGUGGAAAUAGAAAACAACAACAACAACAAAAAAACGUAGUUUUAAGGAGUGGUUGCAUGCUGCGUUCACAGACACGACGGGAUUGGAAUGAGAAGACGCGCAAAAAAAGUUUUUAGCAAGACAAAUAAUUCAGGAUGCACUGGUUACUAUUCACCAGUUUAGGCCUGCUUGUUUGUUUUCACAGCUAUAUAUCAGCUUUUACGGUGCAAACCAGGACUCUGACAUACGAUGAAUCCUACUAUGAGUAUGUGCCUGAUCGCCUGCAGUGGAACAGUGCAGGGGAACUGUGCAGUCAGCGCUCUGGGGCUUUAGCCACUGUCUCCAACUCAGUAGAGAAGCAAGAGCUAACCAGCUUUUUAAAAUCCUUGAACAUCUCUCAGCCCGUGUGGAUUGCCAGGAAAGUCAUGACACAUCUGACAAGUUCAUUCCAGACCCUGAUUCUGGAGUUCACCGGGCGCUCGGACAGGAAGAAUGCACGUCUCCUACAUAAGUUCCCCUCCAUGGGCUCAGUGACUGUUUGCACACGUCUGCGCUUUGAUCCAAAUUGCUUUGGAAUUUCCACCAUCUUCUCUUAUUCCAUCCAGUCAUAUAUUAAUGAAUUCCAGCUCCGUGCAAAUCUGAUCCAGGGCAAGCUUGUUCAGCUGGCUCUGCUGGUCCAUGGCAUUCAUGGACCUUAUCAUGAAGCCUUCGACCAUGACGACUCAUGGCACUCGGUGUGCGUUUCUUGGACUCAGAAUGGUGGACGCUGGGCACUAUUUAGUCAUGGCCAGUUGGUCUCUAGGGGUGAUGGCCUAAACAGUUCUGACAGCGUUGGUCGUGACGGCCUUUUCAUUAUUGGACAGGAGCAGGAUACCUUUGGAGGCUCUUUUAAGAAGGAUGAGUCCUUCUCAGGGAGCAUCACAGAGCUGCACAUAUGGGAUCGUGUACUGAACAGCAGCGAAAUCUACACCAUGGAAAAUGAGUGUUCACCCAUUUCCUCUGGGCUGGUGUUCAAGUGGAGUGGAGCAGCCAUGGAAAUUGAGUCCUCCCUUACGAAGCUCUGGAGAGACAACCCAUGUCAAGACGGAAAUUCUUUGCAGAAUCAAAGUUUGCCCUUUGAGUUGUUCCACAGCCCUCAGUCUGACGAGGAUUGUGGCAUCUUUGACCCUGUUAUUGAGAGCUGGGGCGAAGUCAAGUGUGACUCAUUCAGAGGUGCUGUCUGCCAGUUUAAGAAAGACGUGCUGGAUGUUAUCUCUUUGCCAAAGACACCAUUCUUUAGUAGAUUGAGCAAGAAUCCUCUGACCAAACCUGUGAUGGAAGAGCUGAGCGGUAACACCUCUUGGGACAGAGACCUGACUUUGCUGCGGCAGCUGACCCAGGCUGUUCUGCAUACUUUGGAGGCCGGUGGCCCAAACCUCCUCACCUCCAGCGAUGUCCUCUACCUCACCCAGAUGAUUGAGAUGGACCUGACUGCACUCGCUAGCGCUCACUCUGCCAGAGUCGAUGCAGCAGAGGUCAUGGUGUCCAUUGCUACCAACUACGUAAAGAUGGCAAGUUUGAUGCUGGAGCCCCACAUGGCUACACAGUGGAUGGGCCUGACAGAAGACGGGGUCAGUGUGGGGCCAUUUAAUGUUGUCAAGAGCAUUGACAAUCUCACUGAAAUUCUUGCAGACAUGCUAUCUGCUGAGGGAAGAGGCUUCACUCUUUCAACCAAGAACAUAGAUGUGUACAUGAAGUGGCAGAAGCUGUCUGACGAGAGCUGUCGACACGUCUUCAAGCCAUCUGCGGUCGGCUCUCACACCGCCAGCAGCAGUGGUCAGAAUGAGUUGCUUAUCCCUGACACUGAGCUCCAGAGGAUGCACACACUGGGAUACAAAGAAUUGAUGUUUAUUCAUACCCACUACAGUCAUUUGAGUGAGAUUGUGUCUGGAGCCGAGGAGCCUGCACUGAGUCACCAAGAGAAAGUUAAAAGAAUCCUCCCAGGUCACCUGGCUUCUGCUGUCAUAUCAGCCACCGUCCGUGAUGCCUCCAAGGCCCAAACAAUCCCUGUGGCCGUCGAAUAUACCCUUUUCUCAUCACAUGUGGUGGAGUAUUCACAGCGUGUUACUCCUGUUUGUGCCUUUUGGAACUUCAGCUUGGUGCAUAAUCAUACCAACAGCUGGUCCGGCGAUGGUUGCAGGGUGACCUUUGCCGGCUCUGGUGUCACUUCCUGUCUAUGUAACCACACCACAAACUUUGCAGUGCUAAUGAAUUACCUGGAGUCGAAGUGGAGUCCUGAGGAAGAGCUUAUAUUGACCAAGCUGACGUUCAUUGGCUCCGGCGCGUCUCUGUGUGCUCUGGUGGUGACCUUAAUGCUGUUCACAGUGCUAGAUAUCCCCAAAUCUGACAGGACGUCCAUUCAUAAGAACCUGUUCAUCGCUCUGAUCUGCGCCCAGGUGAUACUGCUCUGCAGUGGCUCAGCCAUUCACAACAAGGUGGCGUGUACACUGGUGGCGGCACUCCUCCAUCUCUUCUUCAUGGCAGCAUUUAGCUGGAUGCUAGUGGAGGGUCUGCUGCUCUGGAGCAAGGUGGUCGCAGUCAACUUAAGCGAGGACCGACACAUGAAGUAUUACUAUCUCAUCGGCUGGGGUCUGCCAGUUCUGAUAGUCACUAUCACGCUGGCAUCAGCCUCAGGCAAAUACUCGGCUGACGGCUACUGUUGGCUCAGUGUCCAGAAUGGCGUUAUCUGGGGCUUCGCUGGGCCAGUCAUCUUCAUCAUCAUGGUGAAUAUCAUGGUACUGACCAGGGUGGUUGUCAUCACCAUCUCCACAGCGAAGAGACGGUCCAUUAUGUUGGCCAUGGGCACCAGUCCUGCAGAACAAGCCUAUGAGCAAAUGAGGGCUGCAGUGAAAGCAGUGUUAGUGUUGCUGCCCAUCCUUGGACUGACAUGGCUGUGUGGUGUCUUGGUGCCCUUCUCCAUUGUUAUGGCCUACAUCUUCAUCCUCCUCAACUCCCUGCAGGGCCUGUUCAUCUUCCUGAUAUAUGGGGUGUACAACACAGAGGUUCGGAGCACGGUCAACAGGAUCAAGGAGAGGAGAAAAGCGCUUAAUUUUUCAAAUUGUGCCAGUUCCCGACCAUCCAGCUCAGUUACCAGCUCUCGCCCCGUCAGUUUCCCAUUAGGAACUACCCCAAGCCAGGAGGAGGAGGCCACCACCACCUAUACAUGCAGCACCACUCCAGGCUCGGGGAAGGAGGAGGAGAGGACCAGAGGUCAGCUGUCCAUUCCUUGUGCUCCAGAGAGGCUAGAAAAUCCCAUGAGCCAAACGUCCAAAGGCACUCAUCUGCAUAGAAAGGAGCCUCUUUCCUCAGAAGUGGAUGGCUUGCCGGCCGGUUGUAGUCUUCACGUUCCCAUGGAGCUGGAGUUUGCAGCUUCCUGUUUCCCUCGCAGCCCUGCUCCUCAGAAAAGCUACGGCCUCGUCUACGUUGACUGACCGGGCUGGUGACGGUGAUUGUAGUUUCAUAUUGUGAUUCAUUUUUUAACAGAGUUGAUGAAAUGCUUUCUUUGUAUCAUAGCUCCUUUUUCCUUAACUCUCCAGUUUCGCGUCACCUGUGAUUGUUGUUGAGAUGCAGGAAUAUUUGAUACGUCUGUGUCCAAAUAAAGUGCUGCAGGAAUGAGUCCUAAAACCCGGAUAUGAGUUAGCAUUGUUGCCCUUCCGGUUCUCUCCGGUGGGUUUUUUGAAUAGGUUUUUGGCUAGAUGAAAUAAGGCCUGUGGUUAAGGUAAGAGAUUUUAACGUUUUGGUGUACCAUGUAAAACACGUCAGUAACUACCCAUUUGUGAACUUUUAGGUUUUUAAGUUUUUUUUAAAAAGGCGAUUGCUUAUAAGUGGCUAUAAAUGAGACUGUGGACCUUGUCGGGGACAUUAAACGUUAUCACACCAAACACGGAAACUCAUCUUUUUGCUUGUCCGCCUUUGCAGCCUUGAUGUGUUUAAACUCACACUCUUGCAAACUAUUCUAACUCAAACUUUCCAAUUUGUAGAUUUAUCAGUUUAUAGUAAAAUGUACAUAGUAUAGUGUAUUAGGAAGUGUAGUGGUGGUGACGUUGAAGACAUGUGACCAUGGUGUGUUUUCUACUUCUGGUGAUUGCAUUUACGCUUCCAAAAUCAUAAAAGUGGUGUUCAUUUGUGAAGAUUAUGUUGCUGAACAAAAUGUGUCAGUAUCCUAAAGUUUUGUUUGCUACAGACCUUAUUUCCUGCAGUAAUCCAGAAUCGAAUGGAAAAGCCCUGCUGGCUUUUUGAUGAGGGAACCAGGGUGAUGCUUACUUCCAGGUCGGCCGACAAAAGUACGUCAUCCCUGCUGCACUCUACACAGUGCUGCACUCCUAAACAGUAGUUGUAUUUUCAGCGAUCCAGGACUCACUCUGCUUUACACUCUUAUUUUAAAACGGGCUGGAUAAUAAUGUUAGCAAAGUGUUGUCUUUUUUCAGAAUUUGUUACAUUUGUGCUUUUCUUGGUGUAUUCUGCGUCAUGGCUUCACUUACUGUACAUUUGCUUGUGAAAGCGUUA
Molecule: messenger RNA, 4532 nt
Organism: Chelmon rostratus (copperband butterflyfish)
Lineage: Eukaryota; Metazoa; Chordata; Actinopteri; Chaetodontiformes; Chaetodontidae
Product: adhesion G-protein coupled receptor D2
Exons: 25
Coding region: 143-3457 (1104 amino acids)
Biological process (GO): adenylate cyclase-activating G protein-coupled receptor signaling pathway; cell surface receptor signaling pathway
Cellular component (GO): membrane
Molecular function (GO): G protein-coupled receptor activity
Source: RefSeq, a predicted model, not a curated record